AUGGCGCAUGCCGCCGCCACGGCCCGCACCGCCGCGGGCGCCACCGAGGACGAAGACGAGUUUGAGGACGAGGAGGGCGACGAGUACGAGGCGGGCGACAGCGAUGACGAGGGGGCCCUGGACGACGAGGAGCUGAGCCUGCUCGAGGGCAUCUCGGCGGCGUGGUCGCCAUCGUCCUCCGUCUUCAGCAUGGGCGGCGCCUCGCGCACCAGCGCGAGCACGGCCAGCUCGUCCCGCCCGAUCGCGAUCCCCGCCGCCACGUAUUUCAAGGACCAGGCGCAGCGCAUGCACCUGGACCGCCUCAACAAGAAGCGCCAGUGGUACUCCCAGCAGCAGGAGCAGGAGCGCCUCGUCGGCAAGACCGGCGCCAAGGCCGCGGCGCUGCAGGUGCCUCGGCCCCCGCCCAAGCACCACAAGCAGUGCACCCGCAGCGGUGGCCAGCAGCAGAAGUGA
Messenger RNA from Monoraphidium neglectum, 453 nucleotides. RefSeq lists its product as hypothetical. The coding region runs from base 1 to 453 and encodes 150 amino acids. The record is from RefSeq and is a predicted model, not a curated record. Lineage: Eukaryota; Viridiplantae; Chlorophyta; Chlorophyceae; Sphaeropleales; Selenastraceae. The transcript is spliced from 4 exons.